AAACCCCAAAUGUCAAACAAAUUGUCACUUUCUCGAUGGCUUCAAUGUUGUGAACGUGAAAUACUUAUUUUCAUAAUACAUAUGUGUUUACUCGACAAUUUUUAUUACUUUUCGCCGAUACACCUACGUCAUCGCUACCGUAACAUAAAUUAGUUCAAGUGACUUGUAUUACGUCGCGAAUUCAAGACGAAAUGUCAUAAAUAUGUGGCGCGCGUAACGGAUGCAUCGUUUCCUACAUUCCUUCGCCAUAAACGAAACGUAACGUUUGUUUCCUAUGUGAUGUUAUUGCUAAGUGGCGGCGGGUAGCUCAGGAAGAUGCCUUUCAAGUUGAAGUUGAAGAAGACGCGGCAGUACAAUGUAGCGUCGAAGAGCUUGUUUGUGAUAAGUGUGGAGCUGCUGGAUGGCGGGGUGGCGGACUGCACGCUGUCCGUGGACAGCACGGGGCAGGAGUGCCUCGACAACGUUUGCCAGCGGCAGGCCGUCAUGCAGCCCGAGCUCUUCGGGCUGCGCUACGUCAACCGCAGCCAGCAGCCGCGCUGGGUACAGCUCGAGCGCCCGCUCAAACGCCAACUAGAGAAGUACGCGUCCUCCCACCAGCUGUAUCUGCGAGUCAUGUACUAUGUUAUAUCAGGAACAAGCUUGAUCACUGAUGAAGUCACUAGGUACCACUACUUCCUGCAGCUGAAGAAUGAUUUGAUAGAGGGCAGGAUCAUUUGUGACUGCCAGCAAGCUGUGGUGCUUGCAUCCUACAGCAGGCAAGCUGAGUAUGGUAACCAUGACCGGGAGAGACACACUGUUGAUUACCUCAAGAACUUGCUCACCUUCCCAAAGCAAAUGCUGGAUGGAGGACAGAUCAUUGAUGGGAGUACCCUGGCAGAGACUGGACGGUUGGAGUGGCUGACUGAGGCAGUCAUACAGCACCACAUGGCUCUGCACAACAUGUCACAGGCACAAGCAGAAGAAGGUUUCAUCACAACGUGUCAGCAGCUCCGCGGGUACGGACAGGAGAUGUUCAGCGCCCGCGACCAGCUCAACCAGAGCGAAGUCACCAUCGCCAUCUCACUCACCGGCAUCCGAGUGCUCACGGAGACCAGCGAGACACCUCACUUCUACAGAUGGAUGGACAUAACGAACGUGAUAAACCACAAGCGCACGUUCAGCAUAGAGUGUCAGAAGCAGACUGGCUCGGCUUCCUUCACGCUGGCCAGCCCUGAGGAUGGCAAGUACGUGUGGUGGUCCUGUGUCCAGCAACAUACCUUCUACAUGAAACACCAGAGCGCACUCAGCGAGGCUCCCAGGGAUGAGCACAGGCCUAAGUUCCAGGAGCACGGUCUGUCGGACAGUCGCGAGGAGCUGGACGCGCGCGAGGUGGGCAGCAUGUCCCGGCUGUCCCCGCUGUCGGCGGCGCACCGCGCGUACUCCACGUCCUGCCUCGAGCUCGCAGACCAGCACCAUCACCAGCAUCAGCCGCCGCCGCUGCCCCAGAAUAGAGCGUUGCUGCCGUCGUACCGUCCGGCGCCGGACUACGAAACGGCCAUCCAGCAGAAGUACCAGCAGCAGCGCGCGGAGGCGGCGCUGCGGUACGGGCGCGGCGCCGGCGCCGGCGCAGGCAAGGCGUACGGCUCGCAGCCCGACAUCCCGCGCCUCUACCCCGACGUCGCGCGACACACGCCGCGCCCGCCCGCCCCGGACGACUACCCCUACGGCCUCAACUUCAUCGGCGCCAACUACCCCUUCGCCGUCAACCCCAACGUCCAGACCGAUCUCAACCAGCUCCACUUCGUGAACGUGUACAAGCCCCCGCCCCCCUACCCGUCCAACGGGCUCGCCUCCAACUCCACGCCCGACCUGGCGGUGGCCAGCCAGGCCCUCAACUACCACCGCGGGUACAUCAACUCGCACGUGUCCGGCUCCAGCCCCGACCUGGUCUCCACGCGCUCCGCGCUCAACAGGCAGUACUUAGGCUACAUCAAUACUAGUCACAUUAACUACGGACGGCCUAACGUAAUGCCUGGCACGCACGGGACCUACAACAACCUCGCCUCGGUGCUCGACCCCAAGCCCCACAUCAUACUAGACCCCCACCACAUAUCCGACAACAUACAGAAGGUGUACGACGAGCGAGGGAACAUCAUGUACUCCAUGCCCAUGCACAGGAUGCCCUACCAGAGGCACGUCGUGCUGCCGCAGUCACAACAAAUUAAGCUAGGAGACACACAGGAACCCAUUUAUGAAAACGUCCCUCUGCCGUGGCAGAACGAGGGGAAAAUUACAAUGAGGGAUCGAGCGCAGAGCCUCACCACUACCGACGAGAUCGCAAGGCUAAACGAACGGAACAGCAGUCACCCGACGAUAAACAAAUAUUUACCCCCCAACAUAAACAUCCCGUACGCCGCCGUGAAGGUGGACAGCCCGGACAGCCACUACGUGAACGCGCAGAUGAUCCAGGGCGUGCGGGAGUCCGGCGCCGGCCACGAGGUGGCGCUGGCCGCGGAGCGCCUGUCGCUGCAGCAGGACGAGCGCGGCGGCGACGAGACGCCCUACCAGAGCCUGUCCACGCACCGCGUCACCAACAACAACACGAUACACAAGCCCGAUAACGUCACCUCCAUCGUAGUCGGCGACGCGCGCCCGUCCGCGACGGACCUCAGCUCCUCCACGCCCGACACCACCAACUCCAGCAUGGACACCGACACCAGCAAGGCCAGCAGCAAAGAGAAGAAGCGGCGGCGCUGGGGCGUCUUCAUGGGCCGCACCAACAAGGCGGAGGCCCGCAGCGCCACGCUGGGCCGCGCCAGGCCUGCGCCCCCGCCACACACGCACCGCUGGUCCACCGGCCUGCCCAAGUUCCAGCCCCUGCCACCCAGCAUCACCAAAGAAACUAUGGUUCAAAUCCUAGAGCGCAAGAUGUCGGACGAGCAGCUAUCGUUUGCAUUCGAGCAGAUCCCGAAGGGCCGCGAGACAGGCGGGGACUUCCGCACCGCCCUGCUCCCGCAGCACGGCGCCCUCAACGGGUUCAGCACCGACCACCUUCCUUACGAAGACAACCGCGUCAGGUUACACCCCACACCGAACAACCCACAUGGCUAUAUUAACGCCUCGCAUAUCACUAUGACAGUAGGUAGUACUCAACGAUUUUACGUAAUAGCAAAAGUGGGUAACGCGCCGGCCACGAGCACGACGGUGACGGGCUGUACGUGCGGCGGGGGCUGCGCCCUCGUGUGGCAGGCCGCCUGGCAGGUCGGGGCGCCGCUCAUGGCCCGGGUCUCCGGCCCCGGACACCCCCACUACUUACCUCACGACAACACCACUAAAGACUUCGGGAAGUUCCAGGUGUCGUGCGGCACGUCGUCGCGCACGUCGUGGGGCGCGUCGGUGCUGGUGCGCGUGCGCAGCGGGGCGCGCGCGCGCGACCUCUGGCACGUGCACUUCGCGCUCUGGCACGCCCAGCCGGUGCCGCCCGACUCCAUCGCGCACUUCCUCGCGUUCCUGUCGGAAGUGAACAGCUUGCGGCUGGCAUGCGAGGCGGAGGCGGGCGCGGGGCGCGGCGUGGGCGGCGUGCUGGGGGGCGGCGGGGGGGGCGCCGGCGCCGCGCUGCUGUUCUGCUGCGAGCAGGGCGCCGGGCGCAGCGGGACUGCGCUCGCUGCAGACCUACUGCACGACAUACUCGAUAACAACCAGGAGCUGGACAUCCCGCGCACAAUAAGCAUGUUGCACCAACAACGCGCCAACCUCAUACAGAACGUGCAGCAGUACAAGUUCCUGCACCAACUCCUGCUGCACUACCUCAAGCAGUCGCGGCUCAUAUAGGCUAACUAUAUACGAAGCAAUUAUAUCUAUAAACAGACACACAUAAAGAAAAUAACGAAAAACGAAUCGAUACUUGUAACAAAACUAACGCGACGAUAGUGCUAUGUUUUACAAACACUGCCCUAUGGACAGAUUAAUAUAUUAAAGUGACUUCUGGUAAUCACAAGAGAUUGACUAAUAUUUAUAUAAGUUCUAAACCUAACAUAAUGUAUUAUCGAGUCAAUUUAAUCGAUAUUAUAAUUGUUGGACAAUCGAUACUCGAUACGUUGCUCAACUCGCCCGUGAUCAGAGCAUGCCUUACGCAAAUUAUACCAUAAUUUGGCCCUAAGGUUGAAUUGAAACAAUAUUGUAUUAGACCAAGUUGUAAUAUCUACUUUACACUUGUAGAUGUAAGAUAUAAUAUCGAUCGACUGGAUCAUAGAUCUACUACUUUUGAGAUUUUUACGAUUGAUGACUGAGAUGACAAAAUGUUCCACCUUCAUCUAGUGAUUUUGUAUAUUGUGUAUUUAUUUAAUGUUUUAUAAUAAAUGAUGUUUGUAUAGAGAGUGAUUUUUAUGAACUUAGAGUUUUUUGUGAUUGUUGAAUGGAUUUAUUAUGAUAUCCCCUUUGCGGAUGUGUUUAAAUGAAUUUAUAUAUAAAUCAAUGAAAGUAUUAUUAUGUAACAGUGGGGCAGGAUGGCUGGUGUUUCUUACCGUUUGUAUUUAAAGUCAAUAUUACUGCCGCUCAAAAAUCAUACACAAGAAUACUCGUGGAUAGUUUAACUUGUACUAUUUUUGUAUAAUUCCCCGCCGGUUGUUCUGCCCCACGCAAUGAGUUACUUGUGAAUUGUAUUGACGUGCCUUAGUCAGAGAUUAUUGAUGAUCUGAUGUUUCUAUCGCGUGCCUUCUAGGAUUAUGUAAGUUGUUAUUUGAAGGAUUUCAACAUUCGCUAUACUUAUACAUAUGUUAUGUUGUUCUUCUUGCAAAAUAUUGGUUUCUGUACCAUGUGUAACAAGUUGUUAUAGUAUUGAUAACUUGGAUAAUAUUAUGUAAAUUUUAGCACGGAAAACGAUUUAAAAUACUGUAUUGUAAAAUUUUCAGUAAAGUCAAAAUAUUUUUUUCAAUUAGAACCUUACACACUUGAAAGACAAAGCUUCAAGAUAAAAAGUGUCAGUCUGUCGGUCAGUCUUCUUAGUGAAGCUGUUUGCUGAAACAAAUAAAAUUUUCUAAAAUAUCAAAAUCCCUGUAUAUGUCAGUUUUGAGUGACCAGUGAAGUAGAAAUGUGUUUUAUGUUACAAUAUUUUGCAAUGAAGAACAGAUGCAGAAUGUUGCUCGAUGUUGUUGAAAUUCUUCGUGAUGGCUGUUUUUACCGUUUGUAAUCAAUGUGUACCGUAAA
Spodoptera exigua (beet armyworm) is the source of this 5184-nucleotide messenger RNA. The record is from the annotation of a GenBank genome assembly. Lineage: Eukaryota; Metazoa; Arthropoda; Insecta; Lepidoptera; Noctuidae.